Molecule: messenger RNA, 1712 nt
Organism: Hordeum vulgare subsp. vulgare (domesticated barley)
Lineage: Eukaryota; Viridiplantae; Streptophyta; Magnoliopsida; Poales; Poaceae
Product: zinc finger CCCH domain-containing protein 39-like
Exons: 3
Coding region: 126-722 (198 amino acids)
Source: RefSeq, a predicted model, not a curated record
CAGAGAGAGAAGAAGAGGGGAGCCACAUUCGCCCCCGCCGCCCCCGCCACAAGCCCCCGGCAAGCGCCGCCCCCCGAGGAGGAGAGGCGAGAGAGAAGAGGGAUCCAGCUGGAAGGUUCCGAGAGAUGGGAGUCACGGCGUUCUACAGGUGGCUGGCGGACCGGUACCCACAGACGGUGUCGGACGCGGAGGAGGAGGAGCCCGUGGAGCUCCAGCCCGGGGCCUUCGUCCCCGUCGACCCCCGCCGCCCCAACUCCAACGGCCUCCAGGCCUCCGCCGUCGCGCUGGCUGACCAGCUCUCCCGCCUCCACCUCGGGCAGAUGCAGCCCAUGCCCAUGGCGCGCCUCGCCUCCUCAGACAAGAAGCUCCGCCCCCUCGACGUCGGGCAGACGCACGCGCAGGUCGUGCCGGCUCCCCCGGUGCUGCCCGCCUCCCCGGCCGAGAAGCAUGCGGCGAUCCCCAAGAGCACCUCCAUCCGCUCCAAAGGCUACCUGAAGCAUCGCGUGACGAAGCCGGUGAACGUCGGCUCGCAGCAGCGCGUGUUCGUGGGCGUGGACGGCGCGAAGGCGGAGGAGCACAAGGACGGAAGCGACGGCGGGGAGAAGGGCGGUCAGGUCCCCACGGCUCCCGAUGCCAAGGUCUGGGUCUGGCCGCUCGAUGCUGAGGUCGUGCUCAUCGGCGCCGUGCAGCACUACGAGUCCCGUGCUGGGACCCAGACGUGAUGUCUGCAUCUUCCUCGCCCCAACAGUCCCCCUUGUUCUCCAGCAAGCAACGGUGAUUGCUAAUUCCACCAAUUUCAGAGUUCAAAGUUACUACGGGGAUGAUAAAAACCCAAGAGAUCACGGGGACUGGGAGACAGAGAUGGAUACAGUUACUGCAGGAUGGCUCACAAAGUUGUUCUGUUUUUCUUCUCCUCAUUUGAUAUGUGCGGAUGGACCUGUCUAACAGUAGAAGUCAAUGACUGGUUAGAAAGCCUACAGAUCUCAGACAAUGCUAAUUGGGUACUGCAUUAUUGAACUGAUCCUGUUGCCACAUGCCUCAAAUGAAAGGCACAAGCACUUUGGCAAAAGUCUACUAUACUUUUGUAGCAACUGCUGCUCAACGCUGUUGAUUCCAGUGGUCUUCUUAUGACCACCUCUGCGAUCAACAUCUCCUGCAUCUUUAGUUUCCUUAUCUGAUCAUAAUAGAUCAGUCAUGAAAGCCAAACAGCAUGCUAAUCUGCAAUUGUGUGCAAAGUUCAACGAGUCGGCCAGCUGGUCAAUUGUGUCACUGUAGAGGUCAUCCAUCUCUACUGCUCACACGAUGUUGUAGCAUAAGAUGAUUAUGUGUGCAAGAUUAGGCUUCUUCUUAAGAAUUUCAGGUCAUGGACUAAUAGGUGAAUGAGUUGGUACCUGGAACUCAAACUGUUAGGUGACUUGCUUGGCUCAAUUUUCUUGUGCAGACACUUCUUGUGAUUAUGUGGCAAGUGGAGAUGCAAUUGGUGGUGGAGGAACAUUUUAGUGCAGAAAAAGAAGAUUUUAGGUCUCGGCAACUCCCAAUUUUUAAAGUAACAAGACCAGUUUAGUUUAUUUCAUCAGAUGUUGUACCUACUCGGUGGGUGAUGGAUCUUCUGUCAAUAUAGGCACUCACUGUGUAGUAGCACUUGGCAUGAGCAUAGUUUGCACUGGUGAAUGGUGAUCCCUAACAAAUAAUGAAUCAAGCAAUUUUUAUGA